AAGAUGUUCUAAAAGAAUGUGACACACACAGAACGUUUGGAAUUUUGCCAUGUCACUGUUUGCAAGACGACUAACACAACCUGCGGAUCCACACAAUCUGAACAUUUAACAGCUUUUACAGUUAAGCCUGUUUUUUGUUUUUUUUUUACUGUUUCUGAAGUCCAGUUAUGAAAACCAGAGCUGGAAAGUGAGAUGACAUCUUUCUGUACAAAAAUCUGUUUAUCAUGGCAGAGGACAGCAGCAGUGACUCAGAUGUGUACCCGAUCCCGAGCGACUAUGAGCUCAUUGACUUUGUGGGAAGUGGGGACUAUGGAACAGUGGCAAAGUGCAAGAACAGGGACACCGGCGAGCCUGUGGCCAUAAAAGUCUCAAGAUUUGUCCAAACCGCUAUGCGGGAGGCGUCCAUUUUACAAGAACUAAUGAGACAAAAUCUGGACCAGUACAACAUUGUGAAGUUCUAUGACUGGUACCAGAUGAACAACAGAACUGGUCUGGUGUUGGAAUUGCUGGAUAUGAACCUCUUGGACUACAUGAAGGAGGAUCGUCUGCCUUUAAAGGACAUCAGGGUCAUAAUCCAGCAGUUGGCCACAGCAUUUAACGCACUGAGGAGUGUCGGAGUGAUCCACGGAGAUUUGAAACCAGACAACAUCAUGCUGGUGAAGGAUCAGGAGCAGUCCUUCACAGUGAAGCUUAUUGACUUCGGCUUGGCGUUUCACAGUUCUGAAGCCGUGGUGGGCUCUAGUCACCAACUACCUUACUACAGGGCUCCAGAGAUCAUGUUAGGACUCACCUUCACUGAGGCCAUCGACAUGUGGUCUCUUGGCAUCGUGAUGGGGUUCAUGAUGCUCGGAGCUCUCAUCUUCCCGUGGUUCUGUGACUAUAACCAGAUGAAGUCUAUUUGUGAAAUCUUGGGCCAACCAGCGGACCAUCUUCUGGAUGCUGGUCUAAAAACAGAGGAGUUCUUCAUCAAGACAUCUGACAAUCAGUGGACCCUCAUUUCACAUGACCAGUACUGGAAACACAAGAUUUCCAGUGGCAACAAGAAAUUCGCCUUCAGCUCUCUGGAUGAUCUGAAAAUGUUGAGUGAGGAGCUAGAGAGCGAAGCCGAAGCCGAAGGUUGGAGGCAGUGCAUCGAACUGCUAAAAGAGAUGCUUCGGGUGGAUGCCAGUGAAAGGAUUACUCCCAGUGAGGUCCUCAGGCAUCCCUUCAUCACACAGAGCUACCUGAAUGAAGCCCUGCAGCCAGCAGCCGAUGAGCUGAGUUCCAGCCAGGCCUGGACCAACUUUAGGACAGAGACUGCAACCAAGGCGGAUGACAGUACCCAGGCGGGCCAGGCUCAGGACACUCAGGGUGCCAGAAAUACCACAUUAGAGUGCCUCAGUGACAUGCUGAGUUGUGCCACUCUAAUGUUGGAUCCUGACCCUGCUGCAGCUCCUGGCAUUGCUCAGGACACUGUGGAGAUCCAGACAGAGCUGGAGGACACCACAUCUGAUGACAGCGAGCCCCAUGAGGCAAGGAAGAAGAAAAAGACGAAGAAGAACUGCAUAAGACGCUUCUUCUCAUGGAUGAAGAGGACAUUUAACUGUCCUCAAUGAAGAUGGUAGCCUUAUUAGCCUACAUAACCAACGAAGAUGGGCUGUGCUAGUUCUGGAUGGGCUAUAGGGUUCAGCAUGCUUAGUAGUAUACUAAUUCGUCCAGUGUGAUGUCCAACCACGUCUACAGCCAGAAGUAUUUAUAACUCUUCUGAAUGGUCGCACUCAAAGCAAAAGCCUGAUCUCUGUCCAAGAACUCUGGGUCUUUUGAGUAUCUUUGUAGUCUUGAAACAAUGAAUUAUACAAAUGAGGAUUACAGCGCACACUUUCAGACACUCCCUCCUCGAAGGCAUUAAUGGUGUUGUACACAGUUGUUCACACAAAAAAUGAUGGAAGUAGUUGUGUGAAGAAUGAAAAAAGAGGGUUUAAGUUUAAACCCUGUGUGUAAAAUGAUCAGAUAAGCACUUUGUUUUAAGCAUACUGAGACCUUAAAGUGCACAGUUACAAAGGAGUCAUAAAGUCAACAAUCUGACUCAGUAAUGUCACUAACACAGCAAUAUCUGUCCAAGGUUUUCCAACAUUAGCUAACUGCUAACAUAAGCUACUGGUCAUACCAGACCAAGAAAGGCUGUAGCAGUAGAACCCUGGAAUAAUCAAGGGAAUGUUUUAUUGCAUAUAAAUUCAUUACAUUUUUAUUUGUAAGAAGAUGAAAGUGAUAUUUCUUCUUUCAAAAGUUGCAUAGUCUCGCUUUAAAGGGCAGCGGAAUUGUCCGAGUCAGAUUUUCUCUUUGUAUGAAAUCAUAUACAAAUGAAAACUGAUUUCACAAAUCUGUCAUAACUUUUAUCUAAGCAAGCGUCACAACUUGUGUAUUUUCAUAUACAUAAACAAAUACUGCAUGACCUGUGUAAUGCUGGUGAUUAUCUGAAUACCAAACAAUUUUGCAUAUGUAUUUUGUAGAAAUAUAUUCAUCAAAACUAAAAGGGAAAUG
Siniperca chuatsi (mandarin fish) is the source of this 2520-nucleotide messenger RNA. Its product is annotated as homeodomain-interacting protein kinase 2-like. Gene Ontology annotation, biological process: peptidyl-serine phosphorylation; peptidyl-threonine phosphorylation. The transcript has 10 exons. Gene Ontology annotation, molecular function: ATP binding; protein tyrosine kinase activity; protein serine/threonine kinase activity. Bases 225 to 1595 code for a protein of 456 amino acids. Gene Ontology annotation, cellular component: nucleus; cytoplasm. The record is from RefSeq and is a predicted model, not a curated record. Lineage: Eukaryota; Metazoa; Chordata; Actinopteri; Centrarchiformes; Sinipercidae.